UCCAUAAAGGUAAAUGUCACUUUGACACUUCAGGGCACUGUAUCAACUGUCAAACUUGUAGAAAGUGUACAAGUGUAGCUCGUUGGAGUAUUUCUUUCAAGCUGAACCGGAAAAUAUUAAAAAAAUCAAUUCGUCUUACUUAAAAACUUAAGGCAGUUCGAACUAGAGUUGAUAUAACUAGAAGAUGCUCAGAUAUAGAGGAAAGAAGAAUGUUAUAGACAAAGUGAAGGAAUUCGAUGCAUUUCCUAAAGUUCCGGAGGAAUACGUCGACAGCACUCCAGUCGGCGGAACGUUCUCUGUUAUCACUUUUUUUAUUAUACUGUGGUUAAUUUAUAGUGAAGUCACGUACUAUUUGGAUAGUAAUUUAGUUUUUAAAUUCUCACCCGACACUGAAAUGGACGAGAAAUUGAGGAUAAACAUUGACAUAACGGUCGCAAUGCCGUGUUCAAACAUUGGCGCUGAUAUUUUGGACUCGACGUCGCAAAGCGUGUUCGGUUUCGGUGAAUUGACUGAAGAAGACACGUGGUUCGAGCUUACACAAGAGCAGCAAGAUGCAUUUGAAGCUGUGAAAUACCUAAAUUCAUAUUUAAGGGAAGAGUACCACUCAAUCUGGCAAUUAUUGUGGAAAAAGGGCCAUGGGUCUGUUCGAGCUACUAUACCAGCUAGGAAAACUAAACCAAAUAGAAGACCAGACGCAUGCAGACUACAUGGUAUACUUACUUUGAACAAAGUAGCUGGCAAUUUUCAUGUAACUGCCGGUAAAAGUUUACAUUUGCCCCGCGGUCAUAUCCACUUGAACAUGCUGUUCGAUGACACACCACAGAACUUCAGUCACAGAAUACACAGACUCAGCUUCGGCAGUCCUGCAAAUGGAAUAAUAUACCCCCUGGAAGGUGAUGAGAAAAUUACGAAUAAUGAAAACAUGCUGUAUCAGUACUUUAUUGAAGUUGUACCAACCGAUGUAGAUACAGCAUUUGAAUCUAUCAAAACUUAUCAGUACUCAGUUAAAGAGUUAGAAAGGCCAAUCAGCCAUUCACAAGGUUCUCAUGGUGUACCAGGGAUUUUCUUUAAAUAUGAUAUGGCGGCAUUAAAAAUUAAUGUUUACCAAGAGAGAGAAAACUUUCUUCAGUUUCUAUUAAGACUGUUCUCUAUUAUAGGUGGUAUUUACAUUAUUGUAGGUUGCUUUAAUGCUGUAGUAUUGAAAGUACAAAAUGUAUUUAUUAAGAAAGCGGCGCCAUCUGUGUUAAAUCACACUCAGACAUUUGAAAAAAGACCUGUUCAAUUGAAUCCGUUGCUGAUGCAGACAGACCUUAAUGUUCCUUUAGGGAUAGUGAAGCAAUGAUAGCAAAUAAUUCUUAGGUGUAAGUUUAUGUGCGAACUGAAAUUUGUAUAUAAGAGAUUAUUUUUUUCUAGUUAAUGUAAAGGCCAGAGAUAACAUAACCUGUGUUAUUAAGUUAAAAGUCAAAGAAUCAAUGUUGUUUCCUAAAGAUUACAAAAAAAUUAAGUUAACAAAAUCUUUAACUCUUUGACUGGCAAAGAUAUUGUCUUGUUGUUGGCAUUGUAUUGUUGUAAAGUAGGAAAGCGGACCCCGUCACAGUACGGGACAAACGCUAGGAGGAUGAUGACUGAGAAAGACAUUGUCUGACGUGCACCCAAUAUCAACAUUUGUGCAUUCUGACAACGUUCACAAUGACACAGUGCACACAACAGGCGUGGUGUUCAAAGGGUUCAGCACAAAUAUAAAUAAGUGAUAACAUCCUUUUCAUUACACUUAGUUUUUGCUUUGACAACCAAUUUUAGACGUUUUAUAAUAAAAUCUGUAUUGUUAUAUUCUGAGCAGUUUGAUGUGAAAUGAAUUUGCAUGCCACUUUGUUAUCAAGGUAUGCUUACGAUUAGGUACUGAGUAAUUGCUAAAACCAUAAAAUGAUAAAAACCCAUUUAUUCAUUUAUCAAGAAUUGUUUUAACUAGAUACAGUGAAACAACUUUUGUAAAAAAAAAUUAUCCUUAUAAGUAAACACAUUUUAACUAUAACUUUGAUAUUAAACCUUUUGUAAAUAUGCAAGUUACUAAGAUCGUAUUAUAUCCAAAUCUAGUGUUCAAACCUUAAUUUAAAAACCUUAAGAACGAAAUAGUGUAUUACUGUACAGUCAGCAUCAAAAGUAGCGGAUGAAACAACGCGCCAAAAGUAUCUGAUAUUCCGGAUAACUUUCCAAAAUAUAGAUAAAUUUCUAAAAUUCGCGCUCAGAAGUACCUAUAUCUUUUACAGUCUUAGUUGUUCUAUAUUAAAGACAUCACUUUUUGUUAAGCCGUUACAGAAUGGUAGAUACUUAUGAAACGUUAUUUGAUCCGCUACUUUUGAUGCUGACUGUACCUAUGUUUUUUUUUCUAGCACAUAUUUUAAUAAUAUAUGUAUGAAAAUGUGUUAAUACUAAUCAAUUUCUAUUCUCAGCUUUUACAUUGACUUGAAUGUUUUUAAGUGUUAUAAUAUAAAGUGUAUAAAUAUGGGUCCACACAACUUAUUUAAAUAUAUGUCCCAUAGCUCUUAAUUCGCCGACGUAAGAGCUAUGGGACAUAUUUUUGAGCAACUUCAGUGCAACUGUGCACCUAUAGUUUUACACUUGACUGUACCUAAGUAAUGCGCCUAGGUAUUUAAAUUUAAUAUGAAUUUAUUGCUUUUAUUUUAUCUGUCAUUAUUAAUAAAUUAAUUAAUUUUAUAUUACAUUUGUCAUGCUUAUGAGCAAGAAUGAUUUCCAGGUUUUGUAAAUUUUGUUCAUUAUCCUCAUGCCGCAUACAUUACAAUGUACAUUCUGUUUCAAUGGAAUUUCAACGUUCAUAUAAACAAACAAAGUAGCAUUUCUUUUGUCACAAUUUUCGAAUAGAUGAAAUUCAACCCAGUUGAAAAUACAACUAGCAACUAAUUUCCUUUCCUUCUCUAGGAAUUAAUUUGUUUGGUGAGCGGCAUGAGGGUAUAGAUAUGUACCUUAGUUAACAAAUCAAAAGAUCUGGGGGCUUACCGCGAAAACCGAAAUUCGCAAAUUGCGGGUGCUUUUAUCUUUCACUCUCACUAAGACAUAAUUAGAGUGACAGAGAAAUAUUCCCGUAAUUGACGAACUUCGAUGUUCGCGGUUAUAGUUAAAGCCCUGCACAUUUAGUUUAUAUACAAAGUUAAGUAUAAUAGGUACAUUUUUGUAAUUCCAUUUUAUACCUUUUUUUAUAUUUAUGUAUUUUAUUACGACCUUGCUUAUUGCUAAAUUCUUGAAUUGUUUAAAUAUAUGAACAGUUGACUAAAUGUUACCAGUUUCAUCAAUAUAAAUGUCCCCAUUAAAAUUUGGGCCACCAUA
Molecule: messenger RNA, 3342 nt
Organism: Cydia pomonella (codling moth)
Lineage: Eukaryota; Metazoa; Arthropoda; Insecta; Lepidoptera; Tortricidae
Product: endoplasmic reticulum-Golgi intermediate compartment protein 2
Exons: 1
Coding region: 185-1342 (385 amino acids)
Biological process (GO): endoplasmic reticulum to Golgi vesicle-mediated transport; retrograde vesicle-mediated transport, Golgi to endoplasmic reticulum
Cellular component (GO): membrane; COPII-coated ER to Golgi transport vesicle; endoplasmic reticulum
Source: RefSeq, a predicted model, not a curated record